GCGUCUCGGUGUCGGCAGUGCUCCUGGAGACCCAGCCCCAGGGGCGACAGGUGCUUGCAGGGGAGCGUCUGGUCCUCGUCUGCUCCGUGGCUGAAGGCACAGGGGACACCACGUUCUUCUGGCACAGAGAAGACACGGGGGAGAGUGUGGGGAGCAAGCGCCAGCGUUCCCGGAGAGCAGAGCUGGAGAUCCCUGCCGUCGGGGAGAGCCAUGCAGGUCGCUACUACUGCACGGCGGACAAUGGCCACGGCCUGGCCCGCAGCGGGGCCCUGAACGUCACCGUCACAGUCCCAGCGUCCUGUCCCGUCCUCACCCUCAGGGCGCCCGGGGCCCAGGCCUUCCCUGGGGACGUGGUGGAGCUUCGCUGCGAGGCCCAGAGCGGCUCUCCCCCGAUCCUGUACUGGUUUUAUCACGAGGAUGUCACCCUGGGGAGCAGCUCGGCCCCCUCUGGAGGAGGAGCGUCCUUCAACCUCUCUCUGACACCAGAACGUUCUGGAAACUACUCCUGUGAAGCCGACAACCAGCGCAGUGAGGCGGUGCCACUCAGCGUCACAGGGCGGGUGGUGAUGGAACGGGACGGUAGCUGGGGCACCGUGUGUGAUGACGGCUGGGACAUGAAGGAUGUGGCCGUGGUGUGCUGGGAGCUGGUCUGCGGAGCGGCCAAGCACACCCCUGCAGGCCUGCUGUACCUGCCGUUGGCAGAGGAAGACCAGUCCGUGUUUCUUCAAGUGGCCCUUGCAACGGGACCGAGGAUGCUGGCUGAAUGUGAGCAGGUUGAGACCUUUGACUGUGAUCACAGUGAGGAUGCAGGUGCAGUGUGUGAAG
Messenger RNA from Neomonachus schauinslandi (Hawaiian monk seal), 825 nucleotides. RefSeq names its product Fc receptor-like protein 2. The record is from RefSeq and is a predicted model, not a curated record. Lineage: Eukaryota; Metazoa; Chordata; Mammalia; Carnivora; Phocidae. Gene Ontology annotation, biological process: cell surface receptor signaling pathway. Gene Ontology annotation, molecular function: transmembrane signaling receptor activity. Gene Ontology annotation, cellular component: membrane.